This is a messenger RNA of Cyprinus carpio (common carp), 1550 nucleotides long. RefSeq lists its product as uncharacterized. Lineage: Eukaryota; Metazoa; Chordata; Actinopteri; Cypriniformes; Cyprinidae. The record is from RefSeq and is a predicted model, not a curated record.
GCAGCGCAGGAAGGAUGUCGGGCACGCGCACACGCUCGAGAGCUUCACGCGCUGCUCAGAGCAGAUGCAGCUCGCGCCCGCAGACGGACAUCGCACACAUUCCGAAUUAAAGUGAAUUAAAACGUCCUCGGUACAAGACUGGAGUUAUUCGAGUUAAGAGUUAGAGUCAAGCGUCUCAAAUGGAGACAGAAGCCAUGGAUGUCCAACAGCAGGCCGGCGCACCGGACAGGGUCAUGCCCCAGGAGAAUCACGUCCACACGACACAACCACAGGCCACCCGCAAACCUGACGUCACCGGUCCUGUCUCAGCUGAGAUUGUUGACAGCGGAAGCAGCGAGUCGCUUACAGAUGGUGUCACAACCAAUGACGACGCUUUAUUGCUUCCUGACCACAUACCUACAAUUUCACGCAAAACAGAGAAAGGCAAUGUGAAGCCCAGUCUUCCCAAUGGCUCCUCUCCUCCAGUCAAUGGGUCUGCUAUCAUCCAUACACCACCAGCUUCUUCAUCAGGAGGAUCAACACCUCGCCCGACAACACAACAGAAAUGCAACGGACACAAACACCCUCACAGAAAACACACGCCCUCCACCUCCAAGAGCCAGCAGAGCUUCAAAGGUGAUGCUUCCCAGAUACAGAGAGUAGCUGGAGACGACUGCUGUGCGCACUGCAUCCUGGCCUGUCUGUUCUGCGAGGUGCUGUCGUGGUGUUCGGCCGUGACUCAGUGUUUGGCUUGCGGUCUUGAGUGUGACGCUCUCUGCUGCUGUGGGGAAGCGGCCACCGGUGGUCUGGCGUGCUGUGCUGAGGACACCUGCUCUGCCCUACUGGAUUGUGGGAUACUGGAGGACUGUUGCCAGUCUUCAGACUGUCUGGAGAUCUGUUUGGAAUGCUGCUCCAUCUGUUUCCCGACCUAAACGGGAUUCUCUACAGAAUGAUAUCAAGUGCUCAAAGGACUGUAAGCGUUGGAUAUAUAUUGUAUUGUUAUCCCGCAUUUUGUAUUUAUUCAGUAUGAAGAAUGAAUUUGCUGCAUCGAUCAAAGUUGGACUGUUCUGUACCAGGCUACUCUCUGAGGCCUUAAACCUGAAGUGUGUUAUUUUUUGUUUGUUAAAAUACACACAAAAUCCAUGUUUGAAUGUGAAUCAUUGCUUUGUUUAUUGGCAAACUGACCAAUGGCGUAAGUUCAGGAACUCUUCAUCACUAUUGAAAUUCUGUUUGGUGGCACAGAAAUGACACACUUCAUCUUUAACAGUGAAGAGCAAAAUAUUUAGUUUUAGAUUUAGACUGCACUUGCAUUAACAUUACCGUUCAAAAGUUGGUAAGUGAGUUGGUAAGACUGUGCUGCAAAACAUGGUUUUUGUAUUGUUUUUCAGUACAGAUAUCUAAACCCUGUUAAAUCAAGGUACUUGAGGUACUUAAGAUAUAAGGUCUUGUUUUCUGGGGGAAAAAAAUCUAAAUUGAGUGAGUUUAUGCAUAAAACAACAACAAAAAAUCUUUUAGUGGGUAAAGAAAAAUAAUCUUGUUUUCCCUUUAAAUUUCAUUUAUUUGUUUUAAGC